AUGCUCGCACCUCCCUAUCUCCGCAUUCAUCAGAAUUCGAUUUCUCAGGUUGUCGUCCAUCCAUUCAUUGAUGGUAACGGUCGGACGGCUCGGCUACUUUUGAACUUGAUUCUGAUGAGAGCCGGCUUUCCCCCUGUGAUUCUGCCAGUCGAGUCGCGCGCUGAAUACUACGCAACCCUAAUCACUGCGAAUCAUGGCGAUUUGCGACCGUUUGUAAGAUACAUCGCAAGACAUACGGAGAGCACUUUGAAGGUACGUUAUUUGUACCACCGAUUUCUUAAUCAAGCUUAUUUCUUUUAUUCUAUGUAUAAAUAUGUCAGUUAG
Messenger RNA from Haemonchus placei, 324 nucleotides. Lineage: Eukaryota; Metazoa; Nematoda; Chromadorea; Rhabditida; Trichostrongylidae. The record is from the annotation of a GenBank genome assembly.